AUGUGUUCCACGUUUGGAAGAACAGUGUCCUCUUGCUUCCGGCCCUUGAGUCGAUAUGCCCGUAUGAGGAAGGAUGAUGAUGAUGAUGAUGGCGCUGGAGGUGAAGAUGACUCACUCCUAUGGUCUAGGGACCUCGAGAAGCAUUUCCAGGGAGAGUUCUCUUUUGCUGUGGUCCAGGCGAACGAGGUCAUAGAGGAUCACAGCCAGGUGGAGACGGGCCGGGACGCCACUUUUGUUGGGGUAUAUGACGGGCACGGUGGGCCUGAGGCCGCAAAAUACAUUUGUGACCAUCUGUUUCGUCAUUUGCUUACCCUUGCACGAGAAAAUGGAAAGAUAUCUAAAGAUGUCAUUAAGAAUGCAUUGUCUGAAACGGAAAAAGGCUUUCUGACCCUUGUUAGGCGAGCUUACACAAUUAAACCAGCAAUUGCAGCAAUCGGGUCGUGUUGUUUAGUCGGGGUUAUCUGGAAAGGUAUCUUAUUUGUCGCCAAUUUGGGGGACUCGAGAGCUGUUAUGGGCUGCAUGGAUCGGUCGAAUAAUGAAAUUGUUGCCGAGCAGUUGACGGCAGAUCACAAUGCGAGCAUGGAGGAGGUCCGAAAAGAAUUGAAAGCUCUCCAUCCGGAUGAUUCACAGAUUCUGGUUAUGAAGCAAGGGGUUUGGCGUAUCAAGGGGAUCAUACAGGUAUCAAGAUCAAUAGGCGAUGCUUAUCUGAAAAGGCCAGAAUUUGCACUUGACUCGUCUUUCCCUAGAUUCCACCUUCCUGAACCUCUUCGCCAGCCCGUGUUAAGAUCCGAUCCAGCCAUGGUCAUCCGAGAUUUAGUAAACACUGAUAAAUUCAUCAUUUUCGCAUCGGAUGGUCUUUGGGAACACUUGACGAAUCAAGAGGCUGUCGAGAUAGUUCAUAAUAAUCCAAGAACGGGUAUAGCCAGAAGACUAGUGGUAACAGCUUUACAGAGAGCAUCUAUGACCAGACAAAUACCAUACAAUGAAGUAAAGAAGCUUGACCAGGGCGUAAGGAGACAUAUCCACGAUGAUAUUACUGUUGUUGUUGUCUUCAUAGACCACGAGGCUUUGGGUAAUGUUGAUUCUGGCCCUGAGCUAUCUGUAAGGGGAUUUGUUGAUACCAUUGGGCCAUCGAAUUUCAACUUCUAG
Messenger RNA from Striga hermonthica, 1149 nucleotides. The record is from the annotation of a GenBank genome assembly. Lineage: Eukaryota; Viridiplantae; Streptophyta; Magnoliopsida; Lamiales; Orobanchaceae.